ACACUCUUCACGCUUAGCCACUUUCUCUCACUUUCUCUUUGGUUUCCCUCCCUCUUAUCAGGAACUCUCUGGUUCAGCUGAUCAGCAGCCAUGGAUUGGUUCUCAUGGCUUUCAAAAACAAGCCUUGACCCAUCUCUAGUCUAUGAGUAUGGCGUCGUUUUUGCUCACAACGAGCUUGAACAAGAAGACAUGGUCUACUUCAACCAUGAGUUUCUUCAGAGCAUGGGAAUCUCCAUAGCCAAGCACAGGCUUGAAAUUCUCAAGCUUGCAAAGAAGGAAAAGCCCAGAAGCUCACAUCCGGUGUCAAGGCUCAUUGGGGCAAUCAAGAAGACCAAGAAUUGCUUAUCCAAUUACAUUCACACUCUGAUUCACAGAGAAAAAUCAUCAGCACUUGUGGUGGUUCCCACUAGGCCAAGUGAACAGGAAACAAGAUGGAAGAGUUGUAGGAUGAAGAGAAGCAGAAGCAAUAAUAAGAAGCUGAUGAUGAAUAGUAAUAGUAAUUAUAAGCAAGAAAGGCUUCUUCUCACAAAUGGGAAUUCUGCAGUAGUUCCUACUGUAUCUGUUCCUGAUGGGUAUUCAGUUUCUAGCCCAAAGGUGAAGAAUUUGCAGAAGGGGAUGAAGAUGGCUGAAGAAGAAGAUGAUGAUGGGUAUUGGUCAGCUGCUCUUGAAGAGAUCAGGUGGGAUGCUAUGUUUCAGGAUCUAAAGCCAAACUGAAAUUUAAGUUUCUUUUCUUUUCUUUGGGAUUUUCCAUAUCAGGUGAGAGAUUUGAGACUCUCUCUCUCUCUCUCUCUCUUCCUUUAGUGGUCAGAUGGGUAACUUUAGCAUCUGUCUGAUUCUGUAACUAUUGUGCCUCUUCUGCUUUUGUAUGUUCAACUUUAGCAUCAGAAUUGGAGAUUUCCACCGUAUAUAGUUUCAGGAACAAAUGAACCAGUUUGGAUUAUCUUUUUAUUCAUGGUGAUUGUAGACAUAUUUGCAGUGUACAUUUACCGUUAAUUAGUUCUCCUUUAGCAUUCACAUCUUAGAAUUCUGGAAUGGUCAUUGGAGGAUUUAGAUAAAGUUUAACAUUAUGAGCAGGGACUCACUUUUUUGGGUCAAUAA
Neltuma alba is the source of this 1098-nucleotide messenger RNA. RefSeq lists its product as uncharacterized. Lineage: Eukaryota; Viridiplantae; Streptophyta; Magnoliopsida; Fabales; Fabaceae. The coding region runs from base 91 to 714 and encodes 207 amino acids. The transcript has a single exon. The record is from RefSeq and is a predicted model, not a curated record.